Messenger RNA from Zeugodacus cucurbitae (melon fly), 1294 nucleotides. RefSeq names its product purine nucleoside phosphorylase. Gene Ontology annotation, cellular component: cytoplasm. Gene Ontology annotation, biological process: nucleoside metabolic process. The record is from RefSeq and is a predicted model, not a curated record. Bases 181 to 1107 code for a protein of 308 amino acids. The transcript has 2 exons. NCBI's taxonomy places the organism in Eukaryota, Metazoa, Arthropoda, Insecta, Diptera, Tephritidae. Gene Ontology annotation, molecular function: purine-nucleoside phosphorylase activity.
UAAUCACUUGCGAACUUUCCGUCAAAUAAAUUUGUUAUGAAUUUUUAAUAAAAAUUAAAUUAUUUUUCUCUUAUUCAAAUUUCGGUUACAAAAUUUUUUGUUUUUUGCAAUUAAAAUAUUAAAAAUAAAAUAAAAUAAAUUAAAUAUUCCGCUGCAUCGUCUCCUCGUUUCGCAUACAUAAUGUCGGCUACAAAGUGCGCGGCAGGCAAAUGUGAAGAUAAGACCAUCACCUACGAAGAGGUCAAACAGAUCGCCGAUCAUAUAUUGUCACGCAUAAAAGUAAAGCCUGUAGUCGGUAUUAUAUGCGGUUCGGGUUUGGGCUCACUAACCGAAGCCAUUACGAAUGCACAAAAUAUAGAGUACAAAGACAUACCCGGGUUUCCGGUCUCAACUGUGGUCGGACAUGCGGGACGCUUGGUCAUCGGUAUGCUGGAGGGCCUGCCAGUGUUGGCAAUGCAGGGACGCUUUCACUACUACGAGGGCUAUCCGUUGGUGAAGUGCUCUUUGCCGGUGCGCGUCAUGAAACUAAUGGGUAUUGAGUACUUGAUGGUGACUAAUGCUGCGGGCGGCAUAAAUCCCACUUAUAAGGUGGGUGAUAUUAUGCUUAUACGCGAUCACAUCAACUUCGUCGGGUUCUCUGGCAAUUCGCCACUACGUGGACCAAACGAUGACCGGCUGGGACCACGAUUUCCACCCAUGACCGACGCAUACAAUCCCGAGUUGAUAACACGCGCUCAGGGUAUUGCCAAAGAGAUGGGUAUACCGGAUGUGGUGAAGGUGGGCACAUAUUGCUUCCUCGGUGGUCCGAACUAUGAAACAAUUGCUGAGUGUAAGAUGCUGCAUACUUGCGGCGUAGAUGCUGUCGGCAUGUCGACCGCUCACGAAGUGGUUGUGGCCCAGCACUGCGGUCUGAAGGUGUUCGCAUUCAGUCUCAUCACCAACAAGUCAUCACUGGACUACCAAAAGAAGGAGUAUGCCAAUCAUGCCGAGGUCGUAGCGGUGGGCAAAAGUCGUGAGAGUACUUGCCGUGAUCUCAUGUGUCGCAUGAUCAAGUCUAUAGCAGCUGAGCGGGGAAGCGGAGCAGCUGAUUGUGGCUGUUCAACAUGAGGAACGAGGGUUGCAGGGAUGCAUGCGGAAUUAGUUAAAUAUACAAAAUCUAUUUUAUAUAUUAUUAUGUAAUUAUAUUAUAUAAUUACGGGAAAGUCAAAAUUCAAACCAUAUCUACUGAAAAAUAUUUCGACAACAAAAUAAAAUUCUAAUAAAAAACUUUUAUUAAAUAAAGUGCUGGAAAAGA